Gopherus flavomarginatus (Mexican gopher tortoise) is the source of this 5120-nucleotide messenger RNA. Its product is annotated as immunoglobulin superfamily containing leucine-rich repeat protein 2-like. The record is from RefSeq and is a predicted model, not a curated record. Lineage: Eukaryota; Metazoa; Chordata; Testudines; Testudinidae. The transcript is spliced from 10 exons. The coding region runs from base 164 to 3913 and encodes 1249 amino acids. Gene Ontology annotation, molecular function: protein binding; zinc ion binding.
GAAACUUCCUGCAGCUCCUCCUCCCUGCAGGUCACACAGAGAAAAUGAAAGUAUCUGUGGCGCCUCUGCUUUGCAGGAAGCUCCUUGUUACUCUCCCUGGGCCACGGUAGCAGAUAGACCGUCCCCAGAGCUGUGGCAGGAGCUGGCUGUGCAUCCGCUCUCAAUGCAGGUGAUGGAGGAAGAAUUUCAAUUCCUGCUUUGCCAGGGGUGCCGGAAAGAACCCAGGAAUCCCAAGCUCCUGUCCUGCCUUCACACUUUGUGCACCGACUGCCUGGAAGAGAACAAGCCCGUUGGCCAGUGCCCCAUCUGCCAGGCUCCCAUCCCACAAGUCAGCGGGAUCCCAGACCAGGACAACCUGCUCUUCGCCAAUCUGCAGGCCAAGCUGAGCACCUACCAGAAGAUUGUCAGCAGCAGCAACUUGGUCUGUGACCGCUGCAAGGAUCUGGCUGAAUUCUGGUGCUCUGAGUGUGAGGAAUUCUUUUGCAUCAGAUGUUUUGAGGCCCACCAAUGGUUCUUGAAGAAGAAAAGCCAUGAAACCAAGAAGGUGGGAGAUCUGAAGGCAGAAUCUGCCAAACAGUUUCUGGAGGGAGCAAGGAAGUCUAGAAUCCUCUUCUGUUCCAAUCCCACCCACAAUGACCAGAACUAUAUUACAAGUAAUAUCUACUGCAGAGGAUGUUUAAAGCCCCUCUGCUGUUCCUGCGCGCUCCUGGAUAGUGAGCACUCAAAACUCUACUGCAACAUCCAGACGGAAAUCGAGCGGAGGCAGGAGGAGCUGGGGAGCCUGAGCGAAGAGCUGAAGAGGAAGAAGGCCCACUUUGAAGAUGUCUAUAAAAGCCUGAAGGGCAAAGCUGACCACAUGGACCAAGUGAGGACUGAAAACCAGGAGCUGAUCCAGAACAGAGUUGAACACAUGGUGAAGCUGAUCCGAGAGAAGGAGCAGGAGCUGCUGGAGAUGGUGGACAGGCAGCACCGCCUAGGGAACGAGGACCUGGAGGGGAAGCUGAAGCAGAUGGAAGCCGUGCUCAAAAGGAUGGGGGCUGGUGAGCAGCUAGUGGAGAAGAUGCAUCUCUACGCAUCGGACCAGGAGGUGAUGGACAUGCACCCCUUUAUCAAGGAGUCCUUAGAGGAGCUCAUGAAGCUGCAGCCUCUGGCAGUGGGAGCCAGUGUCCAGGCUGGAGACUUCGCCAAGUGUAAAGCCAAACUCCAGGCUCUGUUUGAAAGAGUGACUUGGGAGAAAGAUGCUGCCUCCUGCGCUGCCCCAGCAGCUCCAGUGACUGAGAUGUCUUCAGCUAAGGACUGGCCAGGGGAGUUCACUCAGAUCAGGACUCGAGAGCAGCACCUGGUUCCCAUGCUUACUGGCAACAUCCAGGAGACGCACCUGGGCAUGGCUCCCCUGGGGAAGAGGAAACCAGGCCAAGCGGAAAAAGCCAUCCAGACACCUCCCAAGGUGCUGAAGCUUGAAUCUCAGCCCAAAGUGGUCGAGGGAACCCCCAGCAAGUGCAACCAGGGCUUGCUAGACUGGGACCUGCAGCCUGGGCCCAGCACCUCAACACCCAGCAGAAACUGCGGAGGGGCUCCUGCAGCGAGAGGCGCUGUGCUCUCACAGGAGCUGGGAAACACCCACUCUGAGCCUGGAGAUCAAGAAGACUCCAGCAUCGUGAUAAGCAGUUCUGAAGAUACCGAAGAAGACAUGACGGUGGUGAUAACAAGUUUGAGAGGGUCUGAAACUGGGAAGUUGCCUCAUUCUACAGAAAGACUGGAAAGUUCAAAACCUAACGAGCUCUGGGCGGAAAGGACUAGCAGAAGCAGCUCGAGAGAGAUGGAGCUAAAAGACUUUAUGCAAACACAUGCGUGGAGCUGCAGGAGGAAGAUGGACCCGUUGCUCUGGCUGUGGAUCGCAGCUUUCCUGGGGGUGAGCCAAGGCUGCCCGGAGCCCUGCUCCUGUGUGGACAAAUACGCCCAUCAGUUGGCAGACUGCGCUUACAAAGAUCUGCAGGCGGUCCCAGUGGGUCUGCCCUCCAAUGUGACCACCCUCAGCCUGUCUGCCAACAAGAUCAUCUCCUUGCAGAAGAGCUCCUUCGUGGAGGUCACCCAGGUCACCUCGCUAUGGCUGGCUCACAACGAGAUCAGCGCCAUCGAGGAGGGCACCUUCGCCAUCCUGGUGCAGCUGAAGAACCUGGACAUCAGCUACAACCAGAUCAUAGACUUCCCCUGGGGGGAUCUGUACAACCUCAGUGCCCUGCAGCUACUCAAGAUGAACAACAACCACAUGGUGAAGCUGCCGUGGGAGGCCUUCCACACCCUGAAAGACCUGAGAUCCCUGCGCAUCAACAACAACAAGUUCACCACCAUCGCCGAGGGCACUUUCGAUUCUCUGACUUCCCUGUCUCACCUGCAGAUCUACAACAACCCCUUCAACUGCACCUGCAGGCUCCUGUGGCUGAAGAGCUGGGCUGAGAACACCCAGAUCUCCAUCCCGGAGAGGGACUCCAUCAGCUGUGCAGCCCCGGACAGCCUCCGAGGCGUUCCCCUGGGGAGGAUCCCUGAUCUGCAGUGCGCGCCUCCCGCCGUGCAACUGACCUACCACCCCAACCUGGACAACACCGAGCUCUAUGACGGCUUCACGCUCCUGCUGCACUGCAGCGUCAGGGGCAGCCCCCAGCCGGAGGUCAGCUGGAAGGUGCAGACCGCCAGCCAAGACCUGGAGAUAAAGGGGCCCAGCGUGGAGAGGGCUGGGAACGAGCUACCGUCUGACAGCUCCAAGCAGGGCGCAGGGCGCUUCCUGGUCUACGGGAACGGCACCCUAGUCAUCCCCCACCUGAGCAAGCGUGAGGAAGGGACCUACACCUGCCUGGCCACCAACGAGCUGGGCAGCAACCAGACCUCGGUCAACGUGGCUGUGGCUGGGGCCCAGAAAUACCCCGCCCACCCCAUGGAAGAUCCCCUGGCCGGCAAAGCGCAGCCGGGCGAGAGGAAGCAGGGCCCCAAGGGCUCCAAGAACAGCGUCCUCAGCCCCGAUGAGAGGCCCAAACCCCUCAGCCCCACCUGGCACAGCUCCCACUCGCCAGGCCUCGAGCAGGUCCCCGCCAAGCGGCCCCCCUUCGAGAAGAAUUGCGGCUCCAGCGCGGACACCCAGUACGUCUCCAACCAUGCCUUCAACCAGAGCGGCCAGCUGAAGCAGCACACCUUCGACCUGGGCGUCAUCGCGCUGGACGUGUCGGAGAAGGAGGCCAAGGUGCAGCUCACCCCCUUCUACGGCCAGCCGGAAAAAGGCCACCUGCGGGCGCUCUACCUGUGCGCAGAGAGCGGCCAGGGCCACUCCAUGGUGCAGUGGUCCAGGAUCGAGGAAGGAGUGAACUCCUACUGGUUCCAGGGCUUGACCCCAGGCACCAACUACUCAGUCUGCCUGACCUACCUGGGGGAAGACUGCCAGGUGCAAGUGGUCUUCACCACCAAGAAGGAGAUCCCCUCCCUCAUCAUCAUCGUGGUGGUCAGCAUCUUCCUGCUGGCCCUGGCCACCGUCCCCCUGCUUGGGGCCACCUGCUGCCACCUGCUCGCCAAGUAUCAGGGCAAAACCUACAAACUUAUCAUGAAAGCCCAGAACCCGGACCAGAUGGAGAAGCACAUAGCGGCCGAUUUCGACCCGCGGGCCUCUUACCUGGAGUCGGAAAAGAAUUACAACCCAAGUGAGGCGGAGGAUGGUGAAGAGGAGCGGGAGGCGGAGGGGGAGAGGGAGAUGGAGAUGGAGCGAGACGAGAGCCUGGUGGCCGAGUCCAUCGCCGAGUCCCAAUCCAAAGCCAACCCGGAGGAGUUUGAGGUGGGGUCCGAAUACAGCGACAGGCUGCCCCUGGGGGCCGAGGCUGUGAACAUCUCCCAAGAGAUCAAUGGGAACUACAGGCAGCCAGCUCGCUGAUCCGACCCCUGGCCACCCCCCAGCCACCGCCCCAACCAGUAUAUCGUAUAAUACAGUAAGAUACAAACUCGAGGUGGGACCUGAGCCAUUCACUGGUUGAUCAGCUGCAUCCUUCCAAAGACACUUCUGCCAACAGCCCAGCGUGGAGGAAACCCAACAGAAUUCAAAUCCCAACCCGUUUUUCUGGCCUCACUAAGUACUUCAGGGUGGGGUCGAUUUUUUAAACAAAAUAGGUGGAAUGAAUUGACCUUUAAAAAGUUUUUAACACACUAUUUGAAAUACAAAGUUUUAAAACAAAACAAAACCAUCUGUUCCCAACAUAUUAAUCCUAAACCGAGGCUGUGGUCUUUUUAAAAGCUAUGUUGGUUUGUUACAAUUAAAAUACAAUGAAUUGACUAUUUCCACCUCUUUCACAUAAAAAAAUUCGAAGAUAUCCUGAGUUAAUUUCAUCAAGGCCAGUUGUCAAUUUCAAGCGUGAGUGAUGUCAAUUUCAGGCAGUUUCUGUGCUGGACAGCUCCCAUCGCCCUCCCACGCCAAUACAAACAGCUGUGCCCUUCCCACGCUGGGAUGUAUAAAUCCGUGUAUGGGGAGGAUGGGUGAGUGGGUAACAGAAACCCACACCAGUCCUGACCAUCCGAUCAAAGAUACACAAGCUGAUCUAGCGGCUCACCUGUACCUAGACAGUGUUAAUGGAACCGUGCUGUAGAAUUUAAGAUGUGUGUGUGACUUGGUCCUCUCUUAACUUGUGGGUGCUUCUCAUUUCUUUAGAGGUAGAGAAGGGAGUGUGGAAAUACCACCACCUCUGAUCUUUGUUGUCCCUUUUUCCCAGACCUUCUGGGAGGCAUGUGACUCACUGAGAUUUCCUAGAUGUUUAUUGAGUAGAGUAGCGUGCUUAUAGAGAAAUGUAUGUACCCUUGAUGUGAGUCUGUGAUGUUUAAAAGGGAACAGGAAAUGCUAGGUAACUUUUGUCGUGGAACUGAGAAAAAUCUGAAAUGUAUAUGCAGCAGGUGCAUUUGUGGGUUUUUUUGCCUCUGUAUUAAAAAAGCACCAAAAAUCAAAAUGAAUCAGCACAACUAUCCCCAAGGCGAAGGAAGAUUGUUAAUUGAUUGUUAAAUACUUCCAAAAGCAACCUUGAAAACAAACGGAACCAUAACCUUUUCUAAGCGCUUCUGUAUGUGAAGAGUCAAUAAAACAGAUUUAAAAUGGA